Messenger RNA from Eimeria mitis, 258 nucleotides. RefSeq lists its product as uncharacterized. NCBI's taxonomy places the organism in Eukaryota, Apicomplexa, Conoidasida, Eucoccidiorida, Eimeriidae. The transcript has a single exon. The coding region runs from base 1 to 258 and encodes 85 amino acids. The record is from RefSeq and is a predicted model, not a curated record.
AUGGGCGGGAGAUCCGGCACUGGUGCCCCUGGUAUGGGAGAAUCCCAGUAUACUGGUUUCACGGCGGAGACUUCUUCUCCCGUAACUUCCACUGGAUUGGAAGGCUGGACGCUAACAGCAGCCAUCACAUCUUCAGAAAUGAAGGCAAGCAAGGGAAAAAGUAAGCUCGGUAGCGACUUCAUCGUUUCUGAUGCAGAUUUGCAACUUAGAGUGCCCUUCCAGAGCGGCUGGACACUCGAUGGCGCCCCACCAACCUAA